CGAUGACCUAAGAUCUCAGGAGAUCUUCACUUCUUGACACCAAACUUGCAAACGGCCACUGAACGACGAAAAGCGACAAAGGAAACCGCGCUGAGAGGCCUGUACGAAACCAUUGCUGUUUAUGUGAGUGACGUCAUUCCAACAUGUCGCUCUGGUAUAAGCCUCCGAAAAUUUUCGUCAAGUCCCCGACGAAAAGAGUCCAGCAAUGGGCCGUGUUUUCACGCUUGUGGUGGCUAUACGAUGCAAAGUGGCAAAAUCCCUUCUACUCUGCCAUGAAGAUUCAAAAAUAUCUUUUGGGUUCCCACAAGCCGAUCCAUCAUCCCCUUAGUGAUUGUGGAGACCAUGUAGUCAUCAUAAAUACAAAAGAGAUUGCAAUGCCAGCUGAGGAGUGGCGAUACAGAGUGUACUUCCACCACACAGGCUAUCCUGGAGGGGCCUCUUGGACUCCUGCAUAUGAACUUCAUGAAAAGGAUCCUACUAUGGUGAUGUACAAAGCAGUCUAUAGAGCUGUGGGAAACAACCUUUUGAGACCUGAGGUCAUGCCAAGGCUUCAUCUCUUCCAUGAUGAUGUGAUAUCUGAAGAAAUCCUCAAAAAUGUCACAGCUCAAAUCAGACAGUUGCGACCAGUGCCAAAGAGGCUUGAAGAAUAUUCAGAAGAGGAACAAGAACAGUUCCCCAAACUCUUUGACUGGCCGAAGGAAUAUGUGAUUCAGUGACCAGUAUGUGAGGCAAGAUUUGUGGGAUUUUCUACUUUAUACUUUGUUUGAGAAUAGAGUGCCCUGUAUGAUAUUUGAAGGUUCCCAUUCUAGCAUUUCUGUGUGGUCAUUAAUCUUCUGGUGAAUCUAAAUGGGAUCACUAAAGACAAAAUUUAACUGUCAAAAUGAUGACUAAAGAUAUUUCAACAUUUUGAAGCCAAAAUGACCACGAGUCACAAACAUUAUCACCCAUCAAAGAAAGCUUGGCAGCUGCUGGCAUUUUGAGAAACAGCAGCACUUCAUGCCCUAGGCAAGUGGAGAUAAUUCCAUUCAUCUCUCCAUAUCCAAAAAAAAAAGAAGCAAAUUGAGUCAAAAUGAGUUGCACCUUGAGUUUCAUUUCAGAUUGCACCAAAUCCAGAACAUCAUGUCCUGUCUAUCAUCCUCAGUAUUAACAUCUUCUGCCAGUUCCCCAUUGCAGAGGAAAAUCCCUCCUAUUGAGAGAUUUCCUAAUGGCC
Darwinula stevensoni is the source of this 1210-nucleotide messenger RNA. The record is from the annotation of a GenBank genome assembly. NCBI's taxonomy places the organism in Eukaryota, Metazoa, Arthropoda, Ostracoda, Podocopida, Darwinulidae.